Messenger RNA from Phytophthora sojae, 765 nucleotides. RefSeq lists its product as hypothetical. The transcript has a single exon. The record is from RefSeq and is a predicted model, not a curated record. Bases 1 to 765 code for a protein of 254 amino acids. NCBI's taxonomy places the organism in Eukaryota, Oomycota, Peronosporomycetes, Peronosporales, Peronosporaceae.
AUGGAAAGCAGUGGCAUCGUGCUCUCCUCUUUCGUCGCAGCCAGCGUUGUAUUCAAGCUAUUUAUCCAGGAGAGCACCAAGCACUACAUCAUCAAGAAACGGAUUCGCAGUGUGAGGUUCAUGUGUGCUGCUGUUGCGCUGCCGACCGUCCUAAUUGACACCCAGACUCGCAUCAUCCUUCUCGGAACGAUGAACUCAAAGUUCGUGGCGGUUGGUACCAUCGGAAUGGCGUUUGUGGAGAUCUUACUACGCGUAGGAAAGGCCUACCUCACUAUGCGUACCAUUCACAACAGAGAAGCCCAGGUGCCCGUUCAUCGACAAUCCGUCGCGGCUACGAUCCGACAGCACCAACCCACGACAAGUCUUGAUGCAAACGCGCCGUCUCCUGCUCGCAUUGAGUUUGAACUCUGGCGACGACGCGUGCACGCCUACCACAUCGCUGAGAUCAACGCUGACACGUACGCCGAGUAUAUCGCGAUCGGGUGUUCCGCUUCGAUUUUGUUUUUCUUCGGAGACCACCCUUACUAUUCGCUGCUGAGGCAUGCAGACAACGACGAGCACAAGGAUCAGCGGUGGACCAACCUGAAGAUGCUGCUUUUCCAGGCGAUUAUUGAACUGGUCGUGGAUUUUGUGUCUACGGUGCUGGAGAUGAUGGCUGGAAUCGAGUUCGCCAUUAUCAAGGACCUCGGCGCCUUUUUCGCUGUCUUGUUCGCGAUCACCGCAGUAUUAAACGUUAACAUUUCGAUGGGGACGUACCUGUCUUGA